GACUCCUUCUUCCUCCUGAAGGGGCAGCAGGACAGGGCUUCGCACCGGGUUCCGGGCGCGCUCGGCUAAGCCAUGGCGGUCUCUGCGCUGCAGCAGGGCAUGGUCUCUGUCGUCCUGCUGCUCUGCCUCUUCGUGGCGGUGCCCAGGCUGUUCGGGGGCGGAGGAGGAGCAGGGAGAGCCUUGCUGGGGGGCAAGGCUGGCCCCGGUCGCUACGAUCCGCCCCCCACAGGUGCCUCUGGGAGAGUUCAUCAGUCUCAUCUGAAUUCAGGAAGUUCUGAAAGUAAAACAUACCAAAGCUUUCAGCAGAUGAGGAAUGUAAUGGAAAAGGACAGGAAGAGUGAGAGAACUAGAGGCAGUGGCAAAGACUUAGCAUUUACCCUCAUGCCCUUGUAUGCUAUUGGUGUGGGGGUGUUUGCAGCAUACAAAUUCCUGAAGAUGAAAUCUCAAGAAGGAAGCUCUUCCAAGAAAGAGAAAAAUACAGCAGAAGAUAAGGCAAAAGAAACAGAACAUCAGCUUUUGGAACUGGAGCAGCAUCUAGCACAGACAGAAAAAAUUUUAAAUUCUUUAUUGACUCAGUUAGACCCACUGUCGAACUGUGUUAAUGCUUUGGCUUGUGAACAGAAAGAUGAAAUAAUGACACAGCUCCAGUCCAUUAGACAGCUGAUGAAGGAAAGUGGAUUGGAUAAAUCAGAAAUGAAACUAAAAGAUGUUAAUCACACAUGUAAUGAGAAACUUGAAGAUCUCAUUCAGUCAUUUGGCAAACAUACUCAGGAAAAAGCAGAUGACAAUGAAGAUCAUAGUAUUGAAGAUCUGCUUGAAGAUACUGAUGGUGGUUACAGAAAGGAAGAGCAUGAACUGUGUGACUGUGAAUUCACACUUAGUCAGCUGAUUGAGCCAAAGGUGAUAGAAGUUCAAGAAAUAAUAAAUAGAGAGAUACUGGAACCAGAAGAGACUGAAUUAAGGCGGCGUAAUAGAUAUGAAUUAAAUAUGCAUAUAUAAAAUGUUCAAAAUUAAAGAAUUGUUGCACAUAACAUUGUAUGCACUUUUAAAAUAUUCUGUCACUGCUAUAUGCUUUCAAAGUAGAGGUGAAAUCCUGCCCCACUGAAGUCAAUGGGAGUUCUGCAAUUGACUUCAGUGGGUGGCAGGCUUUCACCCAAAAUGUUUACACAUAUAUAGUUCUAUUUAUUUUUCCUAUAGAAAAUAUUUCUGUACUAUCUGUAUAUAAUACACUGAAAUUACACAUGGUGCUCCACUAAAGCAUCAAGAUUUUAAUACAAUAUUUGUUUUCAUACCUAAUUAAAACUAAGAGGAAUGGAUAUAACUCAUAGUGAUUAUUUUAAAUAUAGAAAUCUUAGAGUAAUUUAAAUGUCUUUUUCUGGAGUUGCACAUGCAAACUGAAGAAAGUAUACUGCUGAGGGGGGAUUCUGGUGCCUGCAGAAAAUAGCUCCCUUGUAGAAUUCCUGUGCUUCCCUGCAGGGAAACAGGCCAUCAGAUUUGAUGUUCCAUCAGGAAGGAACAAUAAAACUGUGAAGAUACUAGUCUCUCUCCCUCCUGGGAGGCGUCCAGGGAUGUAACUGUGACACUACUAGGUCAGGUGGUCUUGUCAACUGAUACUAAACAUUAUCUGGGACUUCUUGUAACUUUCCGCUGAAAUGGAAAGGGGGUCAAGUUUGGGAAACAAAGGAUUCCAGCCUUAUGUAAACUUUAUUUAAGGGUGGGGAGGAAGGCAAAUGGGAUUUCUCAUCUCCAUUGCCUGUCUGCCCAGGAAGAAAGAAUGCUAAAGACACCUGAAGGAAGGGCAAGUGGGGAGUCCCGACUGAGACAGGGGUCCAGUCUGAAAAGAAAUAUACCUGGAACUCUGAACCACAGAAACUUUGCAACCUGCCUAAAAUAACACUUAGGGUAAGAAAUUACAUUUUGUAACCUGUUUAAGUAUAUUGAGUUUAGCUUGCAUAUUUUGUUUUGUUUGCUCAGUAAUCUGCUUUGUUCUGUCUGUUAUUGCUUCUACAAGGAGUCACAUAUUACACGGGGGUUAGGUUCUAAAGUCAGCACGUAAGGUGAAAAUUGCAUAUAGUCAAAAUUACCCUUGAAAAUCCCUUAAAUCGCCCAUAAAGUACAGUAUACAACUCUGUACAGUAAUACUGUAUGUAUAAUGUAUAUAGUAAUGUACAGCAUAUAAUAGAGUACAUAUGCAAAAUAUAACUUUAGUUUAAUUACAUGAGAGAGACGGAAGAUUGAAAGAAUAAAAAUGGAAAACAGUAAACCUAA
Molecule: messenger RNA, 2268 nt
Organism: Malaclemys terrapin pileata
Lineage: Eukaryota; Metazoa; Chordata; Testudines; Emydidae
Product: protein RIC-3-like
Exons: 6
Coding region: 73-999 (308 amino acids)
Biological process (GO): synaptic transmission, cholinergic; protein localization to cell surface
Cellular component (GO): neuronal cell body; intracellular membrane-bounded organelle; neuron projection
Source: RefSeq, a predicted model, not a curated record